Molecule: messenger RNA, 1782 nt
Organism: Branchiostoma belcheri (Belcher's lancelet)
Lineage: Eukaryota; Metazoa; Chordata; Leptocardii; Amphioxiformes; Branchiostomatidae
Exons: 16
Coding region: 1-1782 (593 amino acids)
Source: RefSeq, a predicted model, not a curated record
AUGGCGGACCCCGAUACUAGUAGUACUAGCAGUAGUGAGUCUGACAAUGAGGAGGAGUCCUUGGCUGGGGCAGGCACAGAGACAGAUCAGCCACCCGUACGGGACUGGGAAGACGCCGUCAGAUUGUCUGAGGCGGCCGCGGCUCGCCUGGGACAAUCUGGCGUUCUCUUCUCGCCACCACCGGCUAGAACAUCAACGCCUGUGCGCCAGCAUCGCCGGCACCCACCGUUUAAACGUGACGUUAUGUUGCUGGACUCUAACUCCAACAUUGAGAUCGCCCGUCCUCCCCGCGGCAAUGAACGACAGCGUAUCGUCGACGAUGGCCGCGAGUUCAAGGACGUAAUGUUCAAUAGAGAAAUGAAUGCUCGUCAAGUUUUGGAAACUAUUCGGAACGCCAUCGGAGUGCAUAACAGGCCACUGUACCUCUACACCCCGACUCAUAGGGGCUGGAGAUACAGUGUGGAGCCCCUGGAGGCUAUUGAUGGCGAGAGGAUUUGGAAUCCUAAUAAUUCUUCGACAGUGUACAUCGCUACAGUGUCGCAGAACCACAGCAUCCCCAGCAAUCCCAGACGCCAGAACACGGAAAGGUCUUCCAACCCAAGGGGACAAGGGAUCGACGAGAACCCUGGUGGCACUGACUCCACCAACCCCCGGGGCCAGGGACAACGGAUGGACCAGCAGAACCCGGGCGGCGCUAACUCCACCAACCCCCGGGGACAGGGACAACGGAUGGACCAGCAGAACGCUGGCGGCGCUAACUCCCCCAACCCCCGGGGACAACACGAGAACCGUGGACUAGACAGUGCAAGACUGUCAGUAUUUGACAUUUCGGAUGAUGAGAUUAUGGAUGUUGAGGAAUAUGUACCGAUCAACCCUGCACGCGCAAAUGCUAAUGAUAUUCAGGUUGUGAUAACAACUCCAGGCAUCGAUGUUGGGGAAGAUGGUUCUCUCUACCUCAACGAAAACUUUGGAGAAUUGUUUGGAGGACCAUAUGAUCCCUUCACCGGACACCUGUAUAAUACAGUCACAUUUGCUGAUGAACUUGGUGGAGGGACUCAGAUAUUGAACCUGCCAAUCCUGACCAUCGAGUUUGAACUGGCGCAAGCUCAGGCCACCACAGACCUGCGUGUGUUGUUGGUUGCUAUUACACCACCACAGCCUAGCAAUGCAAUAAUGCGUAUUCUCCUGGAACGGGAAGUUGCAGAAAGACUGCUGGAUUUGGCGUACCUGUGGGUAGCUGGACCAAAUUCAAGUCAAGGAAACUUGGCUCGCACCCGUUUGAGCCUGCCUGCCCACAGUACCAGAAACAUCCUGGUCGUCUGUGUACCUGGGCAGACCUCACGCAUGCGGACGCUCCGGGUAUUUGAUGAGAACAAUCUGUCAAUGCUGGCACUUUUUGAUGCCAUGGAACUGGCGGAAACAACUGUUCUGGGUGUUAGGCAACAAAGGGCAAACUAUCAGCAGUGGAGAGCUGUACGUGCCAGGCAGGACGAGGAGUUUCAGGCUGUACAGGCUGUCAGUGCAGAACCACAGGCUGGGCCUUCAAGGGACUCUGAGGUUGAAAUGGAUGAACCACAGAGCGAGAUGGAUGAGUACGCCGACUCAGACAUGUCAGAGGAGGAGUCACACUCCCAGAAUGCCUUCCUUCACACCAGGGCAGCAUGGCAAAAUUUCGGCCUACAACAGCUGGUGACCUUUCCUCAGCAUGGGAGGCACAACUCGAUGAGGGACACAUCAGCAGCCAGCACAGUUCCUCUCAUCCAGGAAGACCCUGAUGAGUGA